GAAAUCGUAGACUCUCUCUGUGUGUUCCAAUCAGGUGGCCUCUUCGUCAGCAAAUCACUCUCUAUAGACUAUAGUUAGUAGGAAGGAGAAGUCCUCUCUCAAAUUGCUUGCUGCUGCUCUCUAUCGUCUCGUGAGAUGCGUCGCUCUUCAUCAAAGAAGAAAUCAGCUGAAUCAGUCGCCACGGAUCUCUUUCGCUCAGAAUUGAGCUCUGCGAUUAAAAAAAAAAAAUCUAUCAAAACCACUUCGAGCAAGGCCUCGACUAAAGAGAUGGAUCGUAUUGAUCAGUUAUUCAAUCAGUAUGCCAAUCGAUCUUCCAAUCUCAUUGACCCUGAAGGAAUUGAGAAACUCUGCUCCAAUUUGGAUGUCUCCCAUACUGAUAUCAGAAUCUUGAUGCUUGCUUGGAAAAUGAAAGCUGAGAAACAAGGUUACUUCACUAAUGAGGAGUGGAGAAGAGGCCUCAAGGCUUUAAGAGCUGAUACUCUCAAUAAGUUGAAGAAAGCCCUUCCCGAGCUUGAGAAAGAGGUCAGGAGGCCUACCAAUUUUGCAGAUUUCUAUGCUUAUGCCUUCAAUUAUUGUCUUACAGAGGAAAAACAGAAGAGUAUAGACAUAGAGACUAUCUGCCAACUCCUAGAAAUUGUUAUGGGAUCUACUUUUCGAGCCCAAGUUGACUACUUUGUCGAGUAUCUUAAGAUCCAAAACGACUACAAAGUCAUAAACAUGGACCAAUGGAUGGGCUUGUACCGGUUCUGUAACGAGAUAAGCUUCCCGGACAUGGGCAACUACAACCCAGAGCUUGCAUGGCCGUUGAUUCUUGACAAUUUUGUUGAGUGGAUUGCUGAAAAACAAGCCUGAAAUCCUUAUGUGUCCUCCCAAGUCUCAGCUUCAAAGCGUCUUUUCUUGAGUAGGAUCAGUGGGGCUCAUCAAACAGCUUUUUCAGCACAUUUUUUUUACUUCAGUUUUCAUCUUUCAAACAUUAAAAAAGACACAUUAUAUGAUUCUUGUUACAUGUGAUUAACUUUCAAUAGAGGGAACACAUUAUGUUUUGGUUCAUAACAUCAACGUUCUAUAUUAGUAACCAAUGAUUUUGAAUUUG
Molecule: messenger RNA, 1093 nt
Organism: Camelina sativa (false flax)
Lineage: Eukaryota; Viridiplantae; Streptophyta; Magnoliopsida; Brassicales; Brassicaceae
Source: RefSeq, a predicted model, not a curated record